Gaeumannomyces tritici R3-111a-1 is the source of this 1974-nucleotide messenger RNA. RefSeq names its product sphingolipid C9-methyltransferase. Gene Ontology annotation, biological process: cellular response to biotic stimulus. Bases 148 to 1686 code for a protein of 512 amino acids. Lineage: Eukaryota; Fungi; Ascomycota; Sordariomycetes; Magnaporthales; Magnaporthaceae. The record is from RefSeq and is a predicted model, not a curated record. The transcript is spliced from 4 exons.
UAUUUUUUUUUUCUCGGGGGGCUGGCCAUUGGAAACCGUGGCAAACAUAUCUCCCCCCUUCUUCCCUCCUCCCCAUGCGAAGUAGCUGCGGUCUUUCUGCUGCAGCCCAACUCGCUCUGCUGCCAUCUUUGCAACAGACCUGCAACCAUGGCGCCCCUCACAGAGAAGGACGUCGACUUCCCGCCGACGCCUCCACAGGCGAAGUCGACCAUUGAGUCGCUGGGCGACGAGGUUGGCGUUAAGAUCACCACUUCUCCCACCAUCUACAACCCUCCUCUGCCCGCCGACGGCCCUGGAGCGGCAGACUUCUCCAAUGGCCUGCUCAUCUCGCUGCUCGUCGGCGCCCCGACCUUCAUCGCCUGGAAGCUCGGAGGCGGCCUCAAGACCACCAUCUUCUUCUUCCUCCUCACCGCGAUCCCCAUCCUGAUCGCCUACUGGACUUUCACGUCCAACUUCAGCCCGCGCGUCAACGACAAGGUCAAGCUGCCGGGCCGCCCCCUCGACUUCUACCUGACCUUCAAGAGCCCCGCCGACAAGGCCCGCUACGGCGCCCGCGGCGCCAAGAUCGCCCAGGAGACCUUCCAGGAGAUGUACUUCAACGGUGAGGUCGACGUCAAGGGCGACAUGCUCGAGGUGCUCGAGUACCGCCACGACUGGACCACCUUCAACUUCACCGUCAACACGUUCAAGUUCCUCUUCUUCACCUUCUUCCCCGACGUGCUCUUCCACACGCGCGCCCAGGACGAGGACCAGGUCCGGGACACAUACGACCGCGGUAACGACUUCUACGCCUGGUUCCUGGGCCCCCGCAUGAUCUACACCUCGGGCAUCAUCUCGGACCCCACCCGCGAGGAGACGCUGGAGGAGCUGCAGGACAACAAGCUGUCGGUCGUCAUGGAGAAGAUUGGCCUCAAGGAGGGCGACCGCCUGCUCGACAUUGGCUGCGGCUGGGGCACCCUCACCCGCUUCGCUUCGGUCAACUACGGCGCCAAGGUCACGGGCGUCACCCUCGCCCGCGAGCAGGUCGCCUGGGGUAACGCCGGCCUCCGCGCCGCGGGCGUGCCCGAGGAGCAGAGCAGGCUGCUGUGCUGCGACUACCGCGACAUCCCCAACGCCGACAAGUUCGACAAGAUCACCGCCCUGGAGAUGGCUGAGCACGUCGGCGUCCGCCGCAUGGUCACCUUUUGGCGCCAGGUCUCGGACCACCUCGUCGAUGACGGUGUGCUCUACGUCCAGGUCUCGGGUCUGCGCAAGGCUUGGCAGUACGAGGACUUCAUCUGGGGUCUCUUCAUGAACAAGUACAUCUUCCCCGGCGCCGACGCUUCUACUCCCCUGGGCCCUUAUGUAGACCAGCUCGAGGCUGCCGGAUUCGAGAUCAAGAGCGUCGAUACUGUUGGUGUCCACUACUCUGCCACCCUCUGGAGAUGGUACCGUAACUGGCUCGGCAACAAGGAGAAGGUUCAGGCCAAGUACGGCGACAAGUGGUACAGGAUUUGGGAGUACUUCCUUGCCUCGUCCGUCAUUGCCUCUCGUCAGGGCAGUGCCACCUGCUUCCAGCUUGUCUGCGUCAAGAACAUCAACUCGACCCACCGUAUUGAUGGUGUCACGACGCAGCACGGCCUUUCUGGCGCGCUCGCUGCCGCCAAGGCCGUUGGAAAGUCGGUCCUGCCGCCCUUGAAGAAGUAAAGCAAGUGCAUGGCGUAACAACCUCACUUGUUCAACGCGUCUUCCGAGCCGGGCCGAGCUUCUCCGGGAUGCGAAGCUCGUCUCCUACGGCGCAAUGCUGUACGCUCAUCUCGCGCCGAGAUUCGCGAGCGAUCUAGCCAACGGCCUCACUGGGUGGGGCCGCGGUAGCAAAAAGUGCUGGCAGUAAUAUGUACACAUAGAGGCGGUAACGAUGGCCCUCCUGGUUUUAGAGGGGGGGCGGGGAUUAAUUGAGUGGAGAGGCGCAGUGAUUUGCGCCGAAGAUGAAGA